AUGCGCUUCUGGUUCACGAUCACAAGCAGAAUCUCUGCACUCGUGAUUGGAUACAUGUACAUGUACAAAACACUCGAACAACAUGUAGGCUGCCUACAGUGGGCAUCACGCAUCAGGUUAAGAGAUUCCCAACGCUCUUCACUUCAUAACCGGCUGGUAAACCCACAAGUGCAGUUAUCAUUUUUCAGAUUCUCCUCGAAAAGUCAUGAUGCGAGAAGCUCCCUCCUCCUGGUGGCUAUCACGCUCGUUGCAGGCUGCGUCGGCUUCAUUACCGCCGAGAACUUUGUCCAAACGCAAGGCCAGCCGUCUGCCUUUGAAGUCUCCCAGGGCCGCAACCUCAAGUCUACAGCUGAUACAGAAGAGAGGGCGAUUCCCGUGGACGGCGAAACUAGAGCCGGAGUGGCGGGUAUUGCUGCCAGGGUCAAGGCGCUUUUGGUUAGGAAUCCGACCAAAAUGAGUGAGGCGAAGAACAACGUGCAAGGGGCGAAUGAAGCAAUAAAGAAGGUGAACUCGAUCAUUGGUCCAGGAAAAACUAGGACCGAGCUCACUCCGACUAAGGUGAAACAACUGGAAACAUACGCCCAUAGCAGCUCGGACAAAUGGUGGGCUAUGGCGUACUACACCGCUAAUAUUCUCGGCAUCGGACUCAUGGUUUUUUUUGUGUACGGCACUCUCUUCCUCGGAUGGCGCCCAAUCGGAAUGGGCGGGAACCCGAGGCCCAACAACUGA
Phytophthora infestans T30-4 is the source of this 729-nucleotide messenger RNA. Its product is annotated as secreted RxLR effector peptide protein, putative. Lineage: Eukaryota; Oomycota; Peronosporomycetes; Peronosporales; Peronosporaceae. Bases 1 to 729 code for a protein of 242 amino acids. The transcript has a single exon. The record is from RefSeq and is a predicted model, not a curated record.